UCGUGAAUCUGUCACUCAAAUUGUGGCGCAUUGACUGGUUGCAUGCGCGGUCGUGCAGGGAUACAAAGUUACCUAGCUCAAAAAAAGAAGUGCUUUUUGUCUUUAAUGUAAUACAUUUGGAUUUGUUUAACUUCAACUGUUUGUGAAAGUAACUGACACGAGUCUUAGAUAAAGCUAAGAGUAAUGGCCAACUGGGGAAAUUACUUUCCAAACGAAGACGAUGUGGAUGAGCAGGAUGAAGAAGAGUCUGGAGGCGAUUACAAAAGCAGCGGUCGUGACAGCCUGGUGUUUUUAGUUGAUGCAUCCAAAGAGAUGUUCAUCAAAGGUGAGGAUGGAGGGCCAUCAAAUUUUGACAUGACUAUGCAGUGUGUGCGCAGUGUGUACACUAGUAAGAUCAUAAGCAGUGACAGAGACCUGGUUGCUUUGGUGUUUUAUGGGACUGAGCAGAGCAAGAACCCCAGAAACUCCUUCAAGCAUGUUUACGUCUACCACGACUUGGAGUCCCCUGGAGCUCAACGUGUACAGGAUAUUGAUAAACUGAAGGGUGAGAAAGGUGGUCAGUUUGCUGAAAAGACCAUGGGCAGUGGGGAAACUUCUCUUGGAGAGGCUCUGUGGUGCUGUUCCAACCUUUACAGUGACAUCAAGUUGCGACUGUCACACAAGCGCCUCAUGAUAUUCACAUGCAGGGAUGAGCCUCAUGGAGGAGACAGUGCAAAAGAUAGACAGGCUCGUACAAAGGCUGCUGACCUAAAAGAGACAGGUGUAGUCAUUGACUUGAUGCACCUCUCGAAGCCUGGAGGGUUUGAUGUUUCCCUGUUUUUUUGCGAUAUUGUAAGUCCUCCAGAAGAUGAAAGUGAGCUUGGCCUUCAGAUUGAGCCCUGCAGAAAACUGGAGGACCUGCAGAAGAGAGUCAGAGCAAAAGAGUUAAAGAAAAGAGCUCAAUGCAGGUUAACGUUCUCCCUCGGAGAAGGUGUCGACCUGGCCGUCGGCGUAUACGUGUUGGCAAGGACUGCUAUGAAGCCUUCUGCUGUCAAACUUUACAGAGAUAAUAAUGAACCUGUACGGACUAAAACCCGUCUCUUCCACACUCAAACUGGUGGCAUUCUUUUGCCAAAUGAUACAAAGAGAGCACAGGUUUAUGGGCAGAAGCAGAUUGUGAUGGAAAAGGAUGAGGUGGAUGAGAUAAAGAAGUUUGAUGAUCCAGGAUUGGUGCUGAUUGGAUUUAAACCCAUAGAUCGCCUCAAACUGCACCAUCAUUUACGACCUGCUCUCUUCAUAUACCCUGAGGAGGAGCAGAUAUCAGGCAGCUCCUGUAUGUUCACAGCUCUGCUUUUGAAGUGCUGUGACAAAAACGUAUUUGCAUUGUGCAAAUACAUCCCUCGUCGUAACACUCCACCUCGGUUUGUGGCACUAGUGCCCCAGAGAGAAGAACUGGAUCAGAGUCAAACCCAGGCAACACCUCCAGGCUUCCAUGCGAUUUAUCUUCCCUUUGCUGAUGACAUACGCACUGUGGAUCCUCACGUUGGUCCCACAGCCUCAGAUGAGCAGGUAGACAAAAUGAAAGAGAUCGUACACAAGCUCCGCUUUAGAUACAGGAGUGAUGCAUUUGAAAACCCAGUGCUGCAACAACAUUACAGUAAUCUGGAGGCUUUGGCUCUGGAUAUGCUUUCACCUGAACCCAUUGAGGAUUUGACAAUGCCAAAGGUAAAAAUGAUGGACGAUCGGCUUGGUCCGCUGGUUCAAGAGUUCAAAGAUUUGGUCUAUCCUCCUGAUUAUAACCCAGAAGUGAAACCGUCAGCUAAACGCAAACCUGCUGAAUCUGGUGGCGGUGCUGCUGAAAAGAAGCCAAAAGUUGAGAUUUCUGAAGAAGAGCUGAAAAAUCAUGUGGCAAAAGGCACCUUGGGUAAACUGACAGUGCCUGUACUAAAAGAUGCAUGCAAACAGUUUAAUAUACGUACAACAGGAACCAAGAAACAGGAGCUCAUAGAUGCCCUGACCAUGCAGCUCUCUAAAUGAGCUAAUGUUAUUAAAGCAUUGCUUGACACCUUGAUUACAUACUUGUUUAAACAAUGAACGCAGAAUAUUUUGUAUGUUCACAAUACAUCUUUUAAGAGACUCAUUCUAUCAGUCUGUCUUGUCUGGUGUCACAUAAUUCUGCUCAGCAUUGUGACUGUUGUCAUGGAUUUAAUAAAUGCUUGAAUUUUGUAGUUUUGAUGA
This is a messenger RNA of Danio aesculapii, 2217 nucleotides long. RefSeq names its product X-ray repair complementing defective repair in Chinese hamster cells 6 (gene xrcc6). NCBI's taxonomy places the organism in Eukaryota, Metazoa, Chordata, Actinopteri, Cypriniformes, Danionidae. Gene Ontology annotation, cellular component: nucleus; Ku70:Ku80 complex. The record is from RefSeq and is a predicted model, not a curated record. The transcript has 12 exons. Gene Ontology annotation, biological process: double-strand break repair via nonhomologous end joining; cellular response to X-ray; telomere maintenance. Gene Ontology annotation, molecular function: telomeric repeat DNA binding; damaged DNA binding; DNA helicase activity. The coding region runs from base 184 to 2016 and encodes 610 amino acids.